Messenger RNA from Adineta ricciae, 1071 nucleotides. NCBI's taxonomy places the organism in Eukaryota, Metazoa, Rotifera, Eurotatoria, Adinetida, Adinetidae. The record is from the annotation of a GenBank genome assembly.
AUGAAUAAUAAUUCAAGUAACCUUGAACGGUGUGCAGAUGCCGAUAAAGACAAUCUGCAAAAACCGGAUAUUUAUCUUCGCCAUCUACCAUGUCCCGAAUCGAUUCCACAACAAGCAUUCACUUUCUUCGAAAAGAUUCGUGAGAACCUCUCACGAACGAUUCAAGUUGGUGAAUAUCAUCCAGGUUUUAUUCUCUGGUCGAAAAAAUUGAAAGAAUUCAUUUCACUCUACGGAUUCUCGUUUACCAAAGAGGAUCAUAUCAAACUAAUUAAAUUGUACUUAUCGAUUAUAUCUUCAACUGAUAUAAGUUAUUCGGUUGCACAGAUCUGCUUCGAUUCGCUGAUAGAACUGUUACAGAAGAUUGAAUUGCUCACUCGAGAUGAUUUGACAAUUGAUUGGUGGAUAUUUUAUCGAUGGGUGAAACGUAUUAAAAAUCAUCAACACAAAACUUUUGUCAUGGUACCAUCAUUAAAAGAAUUUGAAACAGUCAUUCUUCACUGUACACAAAGUUGUUCGCCAUACUUUUCAUCGACGGCGACUCAAGAACUCCUCGAUGAAUUUUGUCCACAUCUAUGUCCUUUUGAUCGAAUUGCAAUUUGUGAUACCAUGCAAAUAUUUGACUAUUUCCUACCGAUGAACUUACCACCACACCUACAUGAUCAAGGAUUCAAAUUAUGGUUACCAGAAUUCUUUAAUCUUUGGGAGAAUAUCAAUAACGAAACUAUAUGGGAAGCGUAUCUUGUUAAUCUUUUCUCACGACUUGCUUGGUACAAUAUCGGCUAUAUCGACUGGACACCAUGGUUAAAUCAGAUUUUUACACAUUUUCUUCGAGGUUUUUCAUUACCUAUCGGUAAAACCCAAAAAACAACAAAGAAAUUCAUCUAUUCAAUGGGUGAUGUCGCACAAUGGAUUGUCGCUAUGAUAGGCAAUGGCAGCUCUUGUCUCGAACAUCUUCAGGAUUUACUCACGGCUGUGCGAAGUUUUUAUUAUCCAUCGAACACGGGAUAUUUUCAGAAACAACUUGUUGAGUUUCUUUUCGAGNUCGUUCUGGAUCAAACGUUUUGUACGUGA